CUUUCUCUACAACUUUUCUCUUUGGUUCUAUUUGCUUCCACAAAACCAAUCGAUCAUUUAAUUGUAAUAGCUAGCUAGAUCCUCUCUUUAACUUUCCUUGUCCUUUCUGUGGGUUGCUCUUGUUUUCUUCAUUUGUCUUUUAAAAGUGAAAGGUUAAGUGUUUUAAGAGAUCAUGGUUUGCUUGGUAUCACGCUCCGGAAGGGAGUUGCAGAGGUACAACAGUGCUGGCGGCCGCCAAGUUGUAGGGUGCAUACCUUACAGAUAUAAAGAAGAUAUUGAAGGUAAUGUAAGCAAUAAAUUGGAGGUGCUUAUGGUUAGUUCACAAAAAGGUCAAGCUUUGAUGUUUCCCAAGGGUGGUUGGGAAGUUGAUGAAUCAGCAGAAGAAGCAGCUUGCAGGGAAGCACUUGAAGAAGCAGGAGUUACAGGAACCAUUGAGGAUGGAUUGGGCCAAUGGAAUUUCAUUAGCAAAAGAUAUGGUACAUACUAUGAAGGGCACAUGUUUCCCUUACUUGUGAAGGAGCAACUUGACCUAUGGCCAGAGAAAACUCUACGGAGAAGAAUAUGGAUGAACGUGGCUGAAGCUCGAGAAGUUUGUCACCAUUGGUGGAUGAAAGAAGCAUUAGAUAUACUUGUUAGACGACUAACUCCACAGCAAUAUACGAACUUAUAGAAUCAAUUGUUGGCUACUUGUUAGUUGUUACUAUAGAUAGAAAAUAUAUGGUCAAUAUUAUGUAUCCUGGACCGGAAUGGGCGGCCUCCCUCAUCAUGGGCGAUUUGAUCAUCUCUUCACCACCUUUGGCGAUCUCAUCACUAUGAGCGAUUUGACGUGCCUUGAGCGAGCUGAUUUGUUUUAUCACGUGUCCUAGGCUCCUAGCAAUUAUAAAUAUUGUAAUUUUUACGGUUUAAGAUAUUUUAUUAAGUAACGUUGUUACGCACUUUCCCUGAAUCAUAGCACUUGCUAGCUAAUGUAAUAAGGGAGCCAUUAGAAUCAAUGAUUAGAAUACAGAGAAGAAUAAGGUUAUGUUUUGA
Molecule: messenger RNA, 1029 nt
Organism: Lotus japonicus
Lineage: Eukaryota; Viridiplantae; Streptophyta; Magnoliopsida; Fabales; Fabaceae
Product: nudix hydrolase 17, mitochondrial-like
Exons: 5
Coding region: 173-670 (165 amino acids)
Cellular component (GO): nucleus; cytoplasm
Molecular function (GO): pyrophosphatase activity
Source: RefSeq, a predicted model, not a curated record